UCCCAGCAAAAAAUAUUCUGUUAUGUACACAAGAUGAGCUUAUAAAGGGCUGUUAUGUAGCAUGGUACAGAUCAUUCUCGAAAAAGUAAUCACAUGACGAAGAUGAUGUAUCGGUUUUUGUUUUUGAUUUUUUUCGCGCAACGGGCUUUGGCAGGAUUCUUCGAAUUUUCAGAAGUUGAUGAUCCGUUGCAGUCAUUAUGGCAAAACGAGAAACUUGAGAAGAAACUCACAGAAUGUAGGGUAUUGACGAAAAGUGGAGUAAAAUAUGGAUCUUGUGUACCAUAUGGUACCUGUAUGCUUUCUGGAGGCGCAGCAAAUGGAUUUUGUGGGAUACUUCAAACUUGUUGUAUAUAUGAAAAUACUUGUGGUAAAGAAAGUGACACAAAAGUAGGAUACUUUGAAGCGAACGAAGUCACAGAUGGAGUAACAACGUGCAACUACGUCAUCAAGUUGAGAAAUCCCAAUAUCUGUCAAGUGAGGUUAGAUUUUGUUAAAUUCAACUUGGCCCCAGCCACAAUGACUCUCCCUCAAUAUGCCACAAGACAAAUAUACAAAUGUAACGAUGACAGAUUGAAAAUAGUCCCCAACUACUUCGGAAUCCCAGAGUUGUGUGGAAAUAACGAUAAACAACACGUUUACGUUCACGUGAAUCAAACCGACGGAGUGACCAAGGGGGUGCAGUUGCAAGUCACCUUGGCCGACAGAAAUUACAACCCUCAUCUGCCGACGGCUUCAUGGAAAAUCAAAAUCACCCAGUUGCAGUGCCCCGGCGAACAGAAAGGGUUCCACCUGCCUAAAUUGGAUGCCGACCAAGACGUUAUUCAGGACUUUCCUCAGCUAGCUCCUCUUGGCACCAUUCAGUACUUUACAGAAAAAACUGGGUACUUCAGAUCAUUUGGUUUUGAUGGGUCUAUACAAAAACAACAGAGUUACACUUAUGGACAGAAUUAUGCUAUUGGUUUCAAAAGAGAUAUUAACAUUUGUGGAAUACAGUUCACUCCAGAUUAUAUCAAUCUCCCAUUUGAUAACUAUGUUAGAAUUUACUCGGACAGAGAUUGCAAACAUUAUCUUUACGUGCCAGAACUGUAUUUUGAAGACCAGCUAACAACACUCAACAGCUUAGUGUCCAAAGUGUGUAUAAGAAGUGCUGCUCCAUUCAAAUCUUACGCUCCUGGACCUUUCUAUGUCAAUUUCAACUCUAUGAUGACGAAUUUCACAACUGAUACUGUUGACCAGAAGCAAGGAUUCAACAUAAAAUAUGAAUUAUUAACUAAAUGUACUUGAUCCAUAUAACAGGAUAAUUUUAAACCUCGAAUGUUUAAUACCUGCCCAUAAAUUAUUUAUUUAUCGUG
Phaedon cochleariae (mustard beetle) is the source of this 1352-nucleotide messenger RNA. The record is from the annotation of a GenBank genome assembly. NCBI's taxonomy places the organism in Eukaryota, Metazoa, Arthropoda, Insecta, Coleoptera, Chrysomelidae.